This is a messenger RNA of Ramularia collo-cygni, 1068 nucleotides long. RefSeq lists its product as uncharacterized. The record is from RefSeq and is a predicted model, not a curated record. Bases 1 to 1068 code for a protein of 355 amino acids. The transcript has 5 exons. NCBI's taxonomy places the organism in Eukaryota, Fungi, Ascomycota, Dothideomycetes, Mycosphaerellales, Mycosphaerellaceae.
AUGCAGUACACACUCGCUUUCGUUGCGGCCCUUGCCGGUGUCGUCACUGCCCAGCAGAUUGACAUUGCCGCUAUCAACGCUGCACCUGCUCCCGCCGUCACCGCCGCUCCCGUCGGUGUAGCUGGACAAGGCCAGUUGGCGUACAAUUCCGAUGCUGCCGCCGCUGCCGCUGCAUCUGACGCUCAGCCCGCCAAGGCCGCAAAGGUCAAGCGUGGUGAUUGUGCGGUCCAGCCAGACGGUACUGGUCCUGCCGUCCGCAACCCCGACACCGCCGAGGCCUUUCAAAAAUCGCCCUACUUUGCUUUCCAGGCCAACGCCCAGCCAUUCCCAUAUAACCCUUUCCCCUACGUUGAGAAGUUCAGAAACCUGAACGGCUCGACCCAGCAGAACUCGUAUCUCACGUACUACGUUCUUGACUCUUACAACCCUCGCACAUGUGCCGCCUACUGCGACAAGGUCGAUCUUUGCACCGCCUUCAACAUCUACUUUGAGCGUGAUCCCAGUGUAGACCCAGGCACUGCUUGCCCAAACCCACCAUCCAUCACAAACAUCAAGUGUACUCUGUGGGGAUCAUCCAUCUCAAGAGAGACUGCCACUAACACCGGCCAAUACCGCGAGCAGUUCCACGUCGUCGUUGCCGGCUCCAACGGCUACGACAAGACCCCAUCAUUUAGUCCAGCAAUCUCUGUCCCACAAUUCGACAGGACCGCCAAUAUCAGCGGCUCCACCAUCUCCGUCUCCCCUCAAAAGGGUGUCUACUUCACCGCGGAUUUCUUCUCUGGACCAUUCGACCCAUCGGUUUGUGGUGUCUACGCCCAGGCUCAAACCAAGGCCAACCGUGACGCCGCCAUUGCACGGGGCCUGAGCUCUUACCAGCCAUGUAAUUUCUUCGGAGCUUACACUCCUUACAAGAACAAGUACGCCCAAGGAACGAUGUGCGCUCUGUACACCACCCCUAUCGACGCUUCGAACGCCAAGAAGGCUGCUAUUAACAGCGGCAAUGACUUCUUCGAUGUCGGCGCUAGUUGGACUUACACUUUGACCAAGCAGGACAGUGGAAAGCUUUAG